AUGACAUCUGCUCUGGCUCCACACAACAGACCUCACCUGAAUCCCAUUCAAGCCUGUGCAGUCCAUCCACUUCCACUGUCCAGCCAUGAUCCAGACCAGCCCCUCAGAAAUAUCUUCACCAGACUGGACAAUGGACAGCAGAGAUCCAGGUUCAGAAUAGCUCCCACCUCAGUCUACGAAGCCUACACUUCCUGUCAGAGCCCUCAUGUCCUCCAGGAUUGCCAAUUUUCUAUUUUACUCAUCAAAUUUGAUAUAGCUGAAUGUGAAGAGGAUCUUGGUACUUAUGUCCAUGGACCUGUAGCUUAUAAUAAACACAGACUCUGA
Molecule: messenger RNA, 324 nt
Organism: Orycteropus afer afer
Lineage: Eukaryota; Metazoa; Chordata; Mammalia; Tubulidentata; Orycteropodidae
Source: RefSeq, a predicted model, not a curated record